AACAGUUCGGUGAGUGUGGGUGUGGGGACAAAAAGUGACGCGGAAAUAGUCCGACUGUUAAAUAACUAGUUAGGUCUGGAGUUAACCAUGGCGUUCUCAUCUAAUCGGGUUUCCAAAGGUUUAAUUCUUCUUUUAAUCGGCGUUUUCUGCUUAAUAAAUGUUUCGAUUUCAUCCCCGGUCUUUAAUGGCACACAUCUACGUGUGAAAAGGCAAGGUUGUCAAGAUGGGACCUACAAGCAUGAAGGCAGAGACUGUUGUCUCUGUGCAGCAGGUCAGCGGUUAAAGAAUCACUGCACUACAUCUCCAGAUGACAGAGACUGUGAAUUGUGUGAACGUGGUAUUUCCUAUAACAGUGAGCCCAACUCUAAGGAGUCUUGUGAACCCUGCACAUCCUGUUCUCAUGAAAACGCUAACUUAGAAGUAGAUGAAUCUUGCACCCCUUAUAAAGAUACAAAGUGCAAGUGUAAGGCCAACCACUACUGCAGCAGUGAAACCUGCAAAAUCUGCCAACCAUGUGACAAAUGUGACGCUACCGGUGUGAAAGAGCCUUGCACAGCCACCAGCAAUGCAGUUUGUAACGAGUCAAAAAGUUUAGGAGGUGGAGAAAUUGCUGGCAUUAUAAUUGCAGUUUUGGUCCUUCUUGUUCUUGUGGCGGGAGCAGUGUACAUAAAGAGACAGACAAUAAUGAAGCGACUAAGACCAAAUUCAGACUCAUCAACCCCCUCUAACCACGUGGAUGUCCCACUCCUUAAAGUGAACAUGGAGCCUCACCUACAAGAUUUUGCAGAAAUACUGGGAUGGAAGGACAUGAAGCUAGUAGCACGGAAGUGUGAUAUGGGGACUGCAAUUGAAAAUUUAGAGGAAAGCCACCCCAAAGAUAUUGAGGAUAGGACCAUAGAACUACUAAAGAAAUGGAUUGAGAGGACCGGCAGUAAUGCCUCAGUGGAGCUGAUAAAGGUGCUUCGUAGGAAUGGCAAAAAUAACAAAGCAGAUAAGAUUCAACAGAAAUUGAAAGAAAUUAACAGUUCUUCACAAAGUAAUUCUGCCUAACUGGGUCUAAAUCUUUUUAAAUGUGUGUCUCAUUGAUGGAAUAUAAUGUCUUGAUUUUGCACACUCUGAACCAUCUACAUGAUGAACAACUAUUCUUUCAAAGACAUUUGAGUUUGGAGUGUGCCUUUUUUUUUUAUCUUUAUAUGAACUUUAAAAAAACACCAAAGAGUUUUUGAAAAGUG
Molecule: messenger RNA, 1232 nt
Organism: Cyprinodon tularosa
Lineage: Eukaryota; Metazoa; Chordata; Actinopteri; Cyprinodontiformes; Cyprinodontidae
Gene: fas
Product: Fas cell surface death receptor
Exons: 9
Coding region: 88-1050 (320 amino acids)
Biological process (GO): immune response; regulation of stress-activated MAPK cascade; negative regulation of apoptotic process
Cellular component (GO): CD95 death-inducing signaling complex; external side of plasma membrane; membrane raft
Molecular function (GO): protein binding; tumor necrosis factor receptor activity
Source: RefSeq, a predicted model, not a curated record